GCGGGAAGCCACGUUGACGGAGAACGUUUUCCCGCCAAAAGUGGCGGGAAGCCACGUUGACGGAGGAACGUUUUCCCGCCAAAAGUGGGGGGCGAUGGCCCUCGUCGUUAUCUGUGGGCAACCUUGCAGCGGCAAAACGACGGUCGCGGAUCUGCUGGUGCGCGCCGUAUCCGCAGAGCGAAAUGGGAACGAAGGCAUUGCCGUCGGGGCGCGGUCGUUCCACGUGUCAGUGAUCGGUGAGCAUUCGCUCCACGUGGAUCGCAAUGAUGGGUACCAAGACAUGGUGUGCGAGAAGAACGUGAGAGGGCUGUUGAGAUCGGCGGUAGAUCGUGCGGUGGUGGGAAAGGAUAAAAUCGUCAUCGUCGAUUCGCUGAACAACAUCAAAGGUUACAGGUAUGAACUAUGGUGUCUUGCACGCGCGGCAGGGACCAGAUACUGCAUGGUCCACUGUGACACGCCGAUUGACACCGCACGUCGAUGGAACAAGGAACGAGCAGCUGCUGUUCCUGAAGGAGGAGGUGGAUCAGGAGGAGGAGGAGGAGUAGGAGGAGGAGGAGGAGGAGGAGCUUCAAGCUACCACGAUGAAAUCUUCGACGAUCUUGUGCGGCGUUUCGAGAGACCUGAUGGGCGUAACCGCUGGGACUCGCCACUGUUCACCAUCCGUCCGGAUGCCGAGGAUCAUUCGGAGAUGAUGGAGUUGAUUGCUCAGGUGGCCUCCCUUGCGCAGGGAUUGAGGGGUGCAGCCACUGCUGUGGCAAAAGGACCUAGAAAUUUGCAACCAACCAUUGCCACGCAAACUGUUCGGUUGUCGGAGACAAAUGUUUUGUAUGAGAUGGACAAGGCCACUCAGGAAGUCAUCAUCGCGCUGAUCAGUGCGCAACAGGGAGAGGUGGGUGGUCUUGGAGGCGGUGACGUGGGGAUGCGGAAAGUUGAUGUGGGGCAGGGUCUGCCGCCUGUGAAUCUCCACCGUCCUGUGGGACUGCCAGAACUACGACGCCAUCGGCGGACAUUCUUGAAGCUUACGUCGCAAACGGCACUGACGGGGCGCCCUCCUCCUACCGACACAAUCAGCGCCAAGCGCAUGUUCCUCGACUAUUUGAACCGGGAGAUAGCACAGGUGUGAACCCUCCACUAGACCUCGUCAACCUGGUGCAGAACCACAGACCAGGUGAACCCGGGCCUCAGUGCACAAUCACCGGCGUCAGGACCAGGAACGCAGUCGCAGACCUAGCCGGGAACCAGGCACAGUUUCACAGACUUCCGCGGGAAUCAGGUGCACAUGUCCCAGACCUCCUUGGGGACCGGGCACACGAUGGCAGGCCUUUCCUCAAGCACCAGGGGUACAGAAUAAUGCACGUCCUUGGAAACCAGGUCCACAAUCACAAGUCAAAGGCCUGCCAGAAGUAAAGGCAGUGAAAAGUCAAAUACGAGUCAAAGACGUAGGAGGAAGGCAAGGGAGGUGGCCUCAGGGCAUGCAGCUUGGCGGGGACCACCACUUUGGAGUCCCCUGUGCAACCUUGCAUGUUGUCUGUGUGGAUGGCCAGUCAAGGAGCAAGCUUCUUCUCUGAAUCAGGGAUGGACCCAUUCUCAGAGACUUCCGGCACUUGGAACUGUUAUCUCCUCUGAGACAGGGAGGGACCCAUUCUCAGGGAAGGAAGAAGUGUGUUGAUCACAACUAUUGUGAUGUGCAGUAUAUGGUAGUACUUUUUAAGGUGGGCAGUUUUGCAAUGGCACGGAAAGGAACAGCUAGAAAACGAAAAGCAUUUCUUGAGGCUUUUCCCGAAUCGAGUUUCUCGAAGUGCCUGUGUCUUCUUUCCCAGGCAUUCGGAACGAAUAUGAAUACCUGCUCUCUAUUAUUCUCCUUGUUCUUGAGGCUUUUCAUAACUACCCUGUCAAAAUACACAAAAAUUCUAUUCAUGUACACAGGAAUCGCCACCAUAGCACCAUCCUGGAACUCAGUCCUUCCUAAGUUGCUGGCGUAAGAAACAAAGAGUCAUAACCCCACUCUCCUUGUUCUUCUUCUUCUUCGUCUGCUGCCUAUGGAACAAAGAGGCAUAACUGCU
This is a messenger RNA of Chara braunii, 2063 nucleotides long. Lineage: Eukaryota; Viridiplantae; Streptophyta; Charophyceae; Charales; Characeae. The record is from the annotation of a GenBank genome assembly.